Thrips palmi is the source of this 1795-nucleotide messenger RNA. RefSeq names its product sorting nexin-16 (gene Snx16). Gene Ontology annotation, molecular function: phosphatidylinositol binding. NCBI's taxonomy places the organism in Eukaryota, Metazoa, Arthropoda, Insecta, Thysanoptera, Thripidae. The coding region runs from base 202 to 1011 and encodes 269 amino acids. Gene Ontology annotation, biological process: protein targeting to lysosome; endosome to lysosome transport; early endosome to late endosome transport. Gene Ontology annotation, cellular component: extrinsic component of endosome membrane; early endosome; late endosome. The transcript has 7 exons. The record is from RefSeq and is a predicted model, not a curated record.
GCACUCCCCGAGCCUAUUCGCAGAGCUUCUGUGAAUAAGAAAUUCGCCGUUGAUGUCAAAAAAGAGUUACUGUGACAUGUAUGUUUACAAAUGCAUAUUGAAGUUAUAAAAAUACGUAUUUGCAAUAUUUCUAUUUUUAUUUGAGCUUUGAAGCUCAACGGACUGACUUUGUCAUUCUCACAGUUGUUGUUCUAGACCAAAAUGCUGCAACCUGACUUGAGCUCGCCAGAACAUGAACCCUGUGUCAGUGAGGUGAGCUCCACCAUAUCUAGACUUCGGCUGCACAGUUCUCAAAACUCUAAAGAGCAAAAUGAUGACAAAGAAUCUUGCUGUAGUACCCUCGUCUCAGAAGCUGCAAGUGAGAGAAAUUUAGAGUGCGAGUUGAGACCUUUCACUAUACAGAGAUCAGGCAUUGACAAUGCUUGUUUCCAAAUACCUAUUAUAGGGUAUGAAGUAAUGGAAGAGAGAGCUCGAUUUACAGUAUACAAGUUGCGGAUUGACAAUAAGAAUUAUGGUGACUGCUGGUUUGUAUUCCGUAGAUACACUGACUUUGUACGUCUUCAUUCCAAGUUGAAACGGGACUUUCCUUCAACUGUUUUGACCCUUCCAAGAAAGCGCUGGUUCGGAGAUAACUUCAACUCUUCUUUCCUUGAGGAACGUAUUCAAGGACUCCAAUCUCUAAUCAAUUCUAUACUGGAUAACCCUCACAUGAGGGCAUCUCAAAGUGUGCGAGAAUUCUUUUGCCUUGAUGAGCCACCAUCAUACGCUGAUACGGUGGAAGAAUCCAGACCAAUUUUUGACGCAUUAGAAGAGACAAUCUAUCAUCUGCGAUGCCAGCUACGAGAUAAAGAAUGGGAGCUUAGACAGAUGCAAAAGAAGAUGGAUUCAUUCUCUCAGCUUAAGAAUUCUUCAAAACUUUGUGCACAGUGUAAACCAGAAGUUCAGAAGUGUCUGUUUAUUAGUGAACAGGAUCUGACAGCAUCUGUGAAAUCAUCAGGGCCAUUAGUCUGAAGUGUCUUUCGCCAGAUAAGAAUUAAUUGGGUUCACUAUCCGUCAACAUAUUGAUCAUGACGGUCUCUGAACUAGAUGUGAUAUGAAAGAGUGUUCUAUUGAUAAAAUGUUUUGUUUCAUCAAAAUUUAAUGAUAUUAUUCUUCAAGCAUACUUUUUAGUUUGCAUACCAAUGUCUACUUUCUAGUUUGUUUAGUUUUUGGAGCUGUUUUGUGUGCCUAUUAUCUCGGUGCUGAAAAUCUCAUGGCCUGAGCAGGUUCUUUUUUUCUUGUCUACCUUUCCUCUCUAUGAAUUUUCCUUGUAUGGGAAGCAACCCUCAUUUUGUGAUCCUUAUUCCUUCCAUUGUCUUGAGUAAUGAAAAUAAUGUUUGAGACAAUAAUUUUAAUGUGACUUUUCACAUACAGGGUACAAAACAAGCAUUUCUGGGAAUUUUGAAGUUUUGUCUGAAAUUUUUGUUUGAAAUUUAAAGUGUUUAUACUGUACUUUGAUUUUGACUGAGGUAAAGAUGUUAGUUUAUGAGUGUUAGUUUUAUACAUUUUUAUUGAUGUUAUUUAGUUAUACAUAUUGCAACUCCUGUAUAUCAAAUGUAUCUGCAUUAUCACUCUUGGUGCCUUAUCCUAAUGUUCUGUUUUCCUUAUUCCAAUUUACUUCCCAAGAGGAAGUUCAUGUGAUCUAACUGAGUGAUGACAUGUAGGUAUUUUAUAGAAUUGUUUACUGAAUUAAGCCAAACCAAUGGGUCAGAUUCUUUCAGGUCUUUCAGACCUAAUAAAGUCAUGUGAGUUUAAA